Messenger RNA from Danaus chrysippus (African queen), 522 nucleotides. The record is from the annotation of a GenBank genome assembly. NCBI's taxonomy places the organism in Eukaryota, Metazoa, Arthropoda, Insecta, Lepidoptera, Nymphalidae.
AUGGCAGCAGUGAGCGUCGCUCGCAGCCUGGAGCCGGUGGUGUCCGGUGAGAGAGGUUCAUUAUACCGGGCGUACGGCGUACCAUCUGAUAGUAAGCUUGUUCUGUAUGACACACAUCCACCCCAGGGUCCAUGUUUCCUCAUCCGUCCCGGUCAGGCGUGUUCUCAGUCCCGAGCUGGAGGUGAACCACCUUCAGGCGGGGUCGGGUCGUCUGUUUGUUUUUAUUUCCUCGACCGUCGAGUUAUUACAGUCGGUCACGAGAUCCUCUCUGCUGCUCACCGAGUGUGCAGACUGCAGCCUGUUGUUAUCGUGUUGUCGGCGCCUCGUUAUAUAAACAUGCCCGGGGGCCGGGGCCGGGGCCGGGGUCCGGGAGGCUCGGGGUCGUCGUUGUGUUUUGAUCGUUCAGUUCCCGCGAGGGGCGACCACAAUGGCUCGUUCGAGGGCAGGUUUUUUAUAGUGUCAGCUGCACAAGUGCUCCAUUGUCUGAGCUCCGCCGCAGAAAUGGGUUUUAAUUGUUCAUAA